Emericellopsis cladophorae is the source of this 513-nucleotide messenger RNA. RefSeq lists its product as uncharacterized. NCBI's taxonomy places the organism in Eukaryota, Fungi, Ascomycota, Sordariomycetes, Hypocreales, Bionectriaceae. The transcript is spliced from 2 exons. Bases 1 to 513 code for a protein of 170 amino acids. The record is from RefSeq and is a predicted model, not a curated record.
AUGAUCUCCUCUUUGUUGCUUGGUAUUCUGCCCAGUGUUGCGUACGGCGCGCAGCUGGCUUACUCGCCUCCUCAGGCCUUGAUGGCCUUUGCAGUGGCAGCUGACGAUUGUAUCUUUCCAGCCGACUUCGAGGUUCGAGACUUUGGUGGCAUAUCGAAUAGCACGAAUGGCACCACACUUAGGUCCCUCGACUUCUCCUUCACCAGUACGGACACUGAGGUGACGACGCUAUGCCACUACAACUCUACCUCGGAGCCAUCUGUGCCCCCUGGCAGAACCCCGAGAUACAAAUGCGAGGACGGGGACGUUGAGUUCAUCUGGGAGAACGACAAGACGCGGUUAACGAUGAUCGAGAGGGUUUGUUCCGGAUCUGACGGCGUGCCCGACUAUGAGGCUGCAGGGAGCGUCCGUAUUCCCUUGACCUGCAAGCCCAUGGGAAAGUGUGCUACAAAUGCAACGGUGAACAAUGGCAAGUUCACCAAUAUCUCUCCCGCCGCUACAUUCAGUGUGUAA